AUGUCUACGAAUGGGAUCUGUAUCUUUGCUGCGUAUUACUGGGGGGCAUGGCCGGCAAGAAAGGUCAACAAGAGGAAGGGCCUCAUCGUGCCAGCAGCCGAACUUGAACAACUGGAUCUGGAAACGGAUCUCCCGAUGUGGUCCUGUUUUUACCGUACAAUCCUUGAUGACCCAAAGAUAGGCCGCCUGUCGAUAUCCGGAAUAUCUCCACAUCUCAUGAUGGACAGGAAGAAGCACCGUGUAAUUAUUGAUGCAGAUAACGCGCUGGUCUUUCCUGGGCCCAAAAUGGCCUAUCAGAGAUGGAACAUUGGUUUUCGUAUGGCCAACCUCUUUGAGACCGAUUGGAAUAGAGAAAAAGGGUUGCAUAUCGGAUAUGUCAUGCAUCCACACUGCUGGCUAUUGGUUGAUCGGUUCCUGGGACACAGCGUUCAUAACUGUCCUAGAUAUGGGGCAGGCAACUUUAACCGCACGCAUAUGUCCUCGAGUCCAUUUAUAAUCCGUGACAUCCAAACGUUGAUCACAGUGGCUACUAACGAGCAUGGAAAGCCCCUUGGCCAGGGAGCGAGGUGGCGUUCUAUUGUUGCUAAUGUUCCUGUCAAAGUCAUAAUGAUCAUCAUUGAUACGAUUUACGAGCGCCGUCCACCUUGUCCCGAGAGAAUCCAAGAUACUCGCAACGUGCUAGAGGCUUUUCAAUGGAAAAUACCUGAUUCAUACUGGCAUAGGCGCUGCAACCCUAGUCUCGUAUUCGAGGUGCAAGACGCGAUUAAAGCCGGGACUCAAAUCGACUGGGUAUAUUUCUUCCUUGGGUUACACGAGCUAUUGUUACAAGAGGACUGGUACUGCAAUAGUGGAUUAUAUUUUCGAGGCCGGAUACUGUACCUAGUUGAAUGCAUUGAAGGGUGUAUAUCAAACGGUACCUAGGUAGGGUAUUUAGACAAUACGAAGGAAACAGUAUCUCACGUAUAUCCUAAUGAAUGAGGAUAGAUCCUACCGCUUUCGUAAUACACAGAAAACCAUAAAUAAAAAUAAAAAUAGGUAAAUACAUGACAAAAGAAAGAAAGGAAAUCGACGAAAACCAACCAAGUGCACAAAACACAAACGUGGAUAUUUUGAAUCUACACUGAAAAUAAAUUGGGAUAAGUAGUGUGGAGAGAAAAAGGGCACUAGGUGUAAGAGAUACUGCCAGGGCACACGUAUUCCACAAG
Messenger RNA from Aspergillus pseudonomiae, 1205 nucleotides. RefSeq lists its product as uncharacterized. The record is from RefSeq and is a predicted model, not a curated record. The coding region runs from base 1 to 921 and encodes 306 amino acids. The transcript has 4 exons. NCBI's taxonomy places the organism in Eukaryota, Fungi, Ascomycota, Eurotiomycetes, Eurotiales, Aspergillaceae.